AUGCGGUUUCUACACCCACCUGUCAUUCUUUUAUUACUGGUGCCCGUUUCUAUGGCUAUCAUUCAGUGUACUCACUACAGAGUCCCACAAGGACAACCGAUUCCGAAGGCUGAGCGAAACCCAAGAUGCCAUUCGAAAGCAGAAUAUUGUGUGAAGGUCACCGGAAGCAGCGUAGGAACUAAUCUUCCGUUCAUUUCGGGCCGAUGCGAGCAUGCUGGUGAAUGCAAGGACCACGGAAAUGACUGCUUCACCAGAACCGACACUCAAGGAAAAGAGGAAGAAAUCUGUUGCAGCUCUGGAAACUUCUCAAACCACGGAUCAACCACUCCGCUUUUCACUUCUAUCGCACUUUUCAUCACAUUGCUUAUUAUGUUUUGUUGAAGUCAAUUUUAGUAAUAAACUCGCCAAGCUAUAAAUUUCGAACAAUUUUUU
Molecule: messenger RNA, 432 nt
Organism: Caenorhabditis elegans
Lineage: Eukaryota; Metazoa; Nematoda; Chromadorea; Rhabditida; Rhabditidae
Gene: nssp-7
Product: Activin_recp domain-containing protein
Exons: 2
Coding region: 1-381 (126 amino acids)
Source: RefSeq, marked reviewed